AAACUUACUCCCCUCCAUAGGCUUCUUCUUGCACGCCCCAAUCACUCUUGUUGGAAGGUUGAGGCGAAAGGAAUAAGCCGCAAUGUUGAAGUUCCUCUCCAAAGUGAGAAUCGAAUUCAAUGCCUUAGAUCCACGCUUGGCAUCUUGCAUGGAAUUCUUGGCGCAGUGUAAUGCUCGGAAGGCCAAGGAAUCGAACCCGGCUUGCCAGUUGAUCGUCAAGCGCCGAACCGACGACCACCCGCCCCAGAUCACCGUCACCUUCGUCAAUGGAGUCGAAGAGGUCUUCGACGCUACCUCUACUCCUGCUCAAACAAUCAGGACUAUGAUUCUUGAAAAGGGCCAACUCCUUGAGACCGAGCAAAUGUUUCGAGAAGCUGGAGAAACUUGGCCGGUUAUCAUUCCCGAUGAGGAGCUUAAUCACCCUCCUCCCAGUAUCAAGCCAAGAAAAGCGGAAGACAAGCAGUAACACUGUCUCAAUUGAUCAACUUGCGGAUGUACCUGAAAGAAGAGGGAGUGCAUUCUGUCCUCGCACCAAGUUAUCAAUUUCCGUGAAGUAGUAGUGCUGCUGGCUCUGAGAUGUUUGUUCUAGGUUUUUUUCCUACGGAUGUUUAUUGUUUUCUCCUCCCGCACCAAGUUCUAAACAUGGAUGCUGUGUUGUUUUUCAUCAGCUAUUUAUUCAUAUAAUAACUUGUUGCUAGCUAAUACAUGCUUUGUGACAAGUUUCUUGAUA
Cucurbita moschata (crookneck pumpkin) is the source of this 730-nucleotide messenger RNA. RefSeq lists its product as uncharacterized. The record is from RefSeq and is a predicted model, not a curated record. Gene Ontology annotation, cellular component: mitochondrial large ribosomal subunit. The transcript is spliced from 2 exons. NCBI's taxonomy places the organism in Eukaryota, Viridiplantae, Streptophyta, Magnoliopsida, Cucurbitales, Cucurbitaceae. The coding region runs from base 83 to 466 and encodes 127 amino acids.